GGGGCGCCGAGUCCAUUCCCAGGGAGCAGCGGGCGAGGCGCUACCGACCGCGGAAGACUACAAGCCCCAGCGGGCGUCUACUCGACGUGCCUGGGAACACUGGCCCCGCGAAAAGGCAAUCCUCCACGGGUCAAGAUGGUUGCGUCGGGGGCGGAAGCGGAGGUGAGCAGGCGCUAGGGCCGCGCGUCCCCACCGGCGCUUCGUCUGGCGCCCUGCUGGCCGCGCAGAAGGCGCUCGCCUGCCUAGCCGGCAAAUGCGUGAAGAUUUUUCUAGCUGUGGCGACGGGGAUGUCCCGAUAGAACCUCUGCCCGUUAGGCAACUCCGGCCUUUCCCGCCCUGACCUGGAACCUCUGGGAGGGCUGCAGAGUAAGUGCAGCCUCUGCGCUCCGACGGAGGCACGAGGCCGGUGGAGUAGGUCCCUCUGUUCCGACAGGUGCGACACUGGGCGCUCCAUGCCUGCGGGCGCGGGGAGGCAUGGCCUCCCCCAGGGCCGCCGCCUCUGCUGGUUGCUCUGUGCUUUCACCUUAAAGCUCUGCCAAGCAGAGGCUCCAGUGCUGGAGGAGAAGCUGUCAGUGAGCACCUCAAAUUUGCCAUGCUGGCUGGUGGGAGAGUUUGUGGUGUCAGAAGAGUGCUCUCCAUGCUCUAGUUUCCAGGCUAAAACCACCCCCGAGUGUGGUCCCACAGGGUACGUGGAGAAAAUCACAUGCAGCUCAUCUAAGAGAAAUGAGUUCAAAAGCUGCCGCUCAGCUCUGAUGGAACAACGCUUGUUUUGGAAGUUCGAAGGGGCUGUUGUGUGUGUGGCCCUGAUCUUCGCUUGUCUUGUCAUCAUUCGUCAGCGACAGCUGGACAGAAAAGCUCUGGAAAAGGUCCGGAAGCAGAUCGAGUCCAUAUAGCUACAUUAUACCCUUUUAUCCUGGGUCUUAGAGACCUGAUCUCAGACAGUGAAAGUGAAAUGGACUGAUGUGAAAGUGAAAUGGACUGAUGUGCACCCUUGGUUCUUUGAAGCCUUGUGAUGAUAGCCCCUUUUCCCCAUCUUCUUCCAGAUCAUUAAUGAGCAGAAUAAAAAGAAUAAAAUAGU
Callithrix jacchus (white-tufted-ear marmoset) is the source of this 1078-nucleotide messenger RNA. RefSeq names its product jumping translocation breakpoint (gene JTB). The record is from RefSeq and is a predicted model, not a curated record. Gene Ontology annotation, cellular component: spindle; cytoplasm; membrane. NCBI's taxonomy places the organism in Eukaryota, Metazoa, Chordata, Mammalia, Primates, Cebidae. Gene Ontology annotation, biological process: mitotic cytokinesis.